This is a messenger RNA of Closterium sp. NIES-65, 2223 nucleotides long. Lineage: Eukaryota; Viridiplantae; Streptophyta; Zygnematophyceae; Desmidiales; Closteriaceae. The record is from the annotation of a GenBank genome assembly.
AUGGAAGGAGAGGAUGAUAGCAGUUGCGCGAUCCCAGGGGCUUCGCUUGGAGCCCUCCCGACGCCGGCAUAUAGGGCCUCUUUCCAAUUGGGGAGCUUCUUCCAUGGGGAUGAGGAUAUUGGGUGGGACGACACCACCGCGGCAAGGAGGCGUGAGGAGUUGCAGCAGUGGGGGUCUGAGGGUCCUCCCGCAUCGGCUACGGAGGCGCAGGGACCAAGGGAACGAGAGAAAGACCCGAAUUGCCCCCCCCCACCACAGGGAGCUGCGCUACUGCUCGGCUCAUGCCAUCGCUUGGCACGGGACAUGCAGGCAUACGGGGAGGCUGCUAGGGAGGACAUGCGGCAGCUAUUGGUGGGUGAUGGCUUGGCGGGAAGGAUGUCCCUCACCUUUGACAUCUGGACCAGUGAGAAUAACGUGGCCUUCAUGGGGGUGACUGCCCACUGGGUCACCAGCGACUUCCAUCUGAAACAGGCUGUUAUCGAUUUCGGGGAGCUGAAGGGCUCUCAUACGGGGGACUUGAUAGCCGAUGAGCUGGAAGAGGUGUUGACGGAGUGGGGCUUGGAGAAGAUGCUGUUCGCCGUGAUGUGUGACAACGCCGAGAACAACAGCAAGGCGAUGCGUCUGCUGGCCGGUGUGCUUGACCGCACGCCGGGCUCACAGCCCAGGCACCCUCCACUGCUUAGUCGCUGGAGGCACUUCAGGUGCGUGGCGCAAGUCGUCAACCUUGCAGUGCAGGAUACACUGAAGGUUGACGAGGUGGCCGAGCCACUCAAGAGGCUGCGAGAUGUGGCGAACUUCAUCGGGUGGUCCACGCUGCGUACAGAUCGUUUCUUCAAGCUGCAGAGGGGAUACGCAACGACCCGGCCCCAGGGUCCUCCAGCCGUUGUACCGCAGUACAACGCGCUGAUUGAUCUGCAGGAGAAGGCGCAGCUCACUCUUUCCAUCUCCCCUCAGCGCUCAUCGCUGAUCACUGCUGCUAUGAGCAAGCUGGAGCGACACAUGGGGGGUGUGAGCAAGGAGGCAGCGUUAGCCACAUUCCUGGACCCGCGCCAGAAGCUCGCACCUUUCAACCACCGAGCGAGGGCAGCGGAGGGGAAUUCGAGAGGGGCAACACUGGAGCUAGGCCCUGAUAGGGUGAAGGCCCUGGUACGGGCGCGCCUUCUAGAGUACCAGGCAGCCAGCACUACGGCACAGGGCAAUGGUGGGGAGGUGACUAGUGCGAGGGGUGCAGGGGUGCAUGCGUCGGCAGGGGGUAGGGCUGUGGAUGCAUCGGCAAAGGUCAGCAUCCAGUCUCAGCUUCGUGGCAUCCCCGCACCACGGCCACUGCGGUCCCUCCGCCGCCGCCCCGCUCUCCCUCGCCGCGACCCCGCGUCGCCCCUUCCCCGCGCCAGCACCGCCGCGGCAUCGACGCCGCUGCCGUCCGCGCCCUCCCGCGCCGCGACCCCACGUUGCCGUGUCCCCGCGCCUCCGCCGCCGCGGCCUCGACGCUGCCACCGCCCGCGCCCUCCCUCGCCGCGACCUUCGUCACCGCAUCCCCGCGCCCGCACCGUCGCGGCCUCUUCGCCGCCGCCGCCACCGCCCGCCUUCGCCUUCGCCCCAACCCCGUCGCCGCAUCCCCGCGCCAGCGCCAGCGCGGUCCUCUCCGCCGCCGCCGCCCGCGCUCUCCCUCGUCGUGACCCCGCGUCGCCCCUUCCCCACGCCUCCGCCGCUGCGGCCCCGACGUCGCGGCCGCCCGCUUCCUCCCACGCUACGACCCCACAUCGCCGCGUCCCUGCGCCUCCGCUGCCGCAGCCUCGACGCCGCCACCGCCCGCGCCCUCCCUCGCCGUGGACCCCGUCGCCGCGUCUCCGCGCCCACGCCGCCGCGCCCUCGACGCCGCCGCCGUCCGCGCCCUCCCUCUCCGCGACCUCCGUCGUCGCAUCCCCGCGCCCAUGCCGCCGUAACGUCGACGCUGCCGUCGCCCGCGCCCUCCCUCGACGCGACCUCCGUCGCCGCAUCCCCGCGCCAGCACCGUCGCGGCCCCUCUGUCGUUGCUGCCCGCGCUCUCCCUUGCCGCGACCCCGCGUUGCCACUUCCCCGCGCCUCCGCCGCCGCGGCCCCGACGCUGCCGCCGCCCGCGCUCUCCCCUUGACCGCAGCGGAUCCACCUGCGGUCAUCAUCCAUGGCCACCCCGUCACCUCCCCCUGCACCCCUCCCUCCUCCCAUCGACACCUCCUCCGUUGA